Plasmodium yoelii is the source of this 1275-nucleotide messenger RNA. RefSeq names its product sporozoite and liver stage tryptophan-rich protein, putative. The coding region runs from base 1 to 1275 and encodes 424 amino acids. The transcript has 2 exons. The record is from RefSeq and is a predicted model, not a curated record. NCBI's taxonomy places the organism in Eukaryota, Apicomplexa, Aconoidasida, Haemosporida, Plasmodiidae.
AUGGAUGGAUAUGAAGAAACAUUCAAAUUCAUUAAAAAUAACAUUCCCACAACGUGGGUAAAAGAUUUAAUUCCACAAACCAGCACUAUAGCCUCCAAUAUAUCUCAUGUAUAUUCAUCUAUUUUCUUUAUUUUCUCUUCCAUACCUUUAUACAAAAAGAUACUCUAUUCGAAUGUGAAGCAUCGACUGAAAACAUUUUUUUCUAUGCCCGAAAGCAAGAUUAUACUAUGGAAACAAAAAGGAGAACACAGUGAUGAUGAUAUGACUGAUGAUGAAUAUAGUGACGAAGAGGAAUAUAAUAAUGAAGAAGAUAGCGAAAAUGAAUAUACUGAUGAUGAGAUAACAGAACAAGACACACGUGAAGAUAAGAAUUUGAUUUCUAAAACAAGUUCCAGUAAAUCUAAAAAAACUGUAUCAACAAAUAAUGAUAAAACAAGUUCCGACAAAAAUGGAAGCAAAAGUAGUGUUAUUUCUUUGAUAAAAAAAAAACCAACAUCUUAUAAUAACUUAACAGAAUAUUGGAAAAGAAGACGAUGGAAAAAAUAUUUAAAGAAAGUUGACAAUGAAUGGCAACUAUUAAAUUUAGGCAUUGAAAAUGUAAUUAAAAAAAUGAUAGAAAGAAACAAUGUUGAAUUAGAAAAAUGGAAAACCCAACAAGCAAAUAAAUGGCUCGAUUCAAAUCAUUUAUAUGCACAAUAUGCUUUAUUAUAUAAAAAGACAGUUCCAAGUAUUGAAAUAGAUAAUAUUAUAGAACAAAUGGGAAAUAAAUUAAAGGAAAAAAUAUAUAAUCGUUGGAGCAAUUUACAAGCAGAAAACGAAAAUAAUAUAAGGAAAUGGGUCAUAGAACAAUGGAAUGAAUGGAAAAAUGCUAAAAUAAUAUCAUGGCUAAUGUGUGAUUGGAAACGAAAUGAAAAUGAAAAAUGGGUUCAAUGGAAACAUAAGUAUAGAUAUCAUUUCAAACAUGCCCCCAAUCGUGACGAAUACCAAGCGUGGCAAAAACGAACUAAUAUUGAAAAAAAACAAUGGAGUAAUUGGGUACGAAUAAAAGAAGAUCACUAUAUUUAUAAUAUUGGAAUUUUAUGUAAUAAAGAAAAAAAUAUUUACAAAAGUUCUAUUGUUAAAUGGAUAAAUGAUAUUGUUGACAAAUUUGUUAAAAACCCUCAGUUACGUUUAUGGAUUGAAGAACAACAGGAUAAGCCUUUCCCAAAUAAAAAAUUAUUAAAAGGAUCAAAAGUAAAAUGUUCGAAAAAGUCUAAUAUUGAAAUAAAUGCAUAA